AUGACCGAAGAAUAUGAGCUUUCUACGUCCACAAGGACAAAUGCUGGAAUGACCAAAGGAUCUCGAGAACAUGUACUUCAUGUCAAUACAGAGAAACGGAGAUGGCAAAGGUGGAAUCGAAAGGCAUCUCCGUUACUCGAUCUCGCUCCGCUGGAUGAAUUCACUCAAUGUACCCUUAGGCUAUGUUUGGUUCAUCAUGGGGAUGGUGAUAGGAAUAAAAACGGGAAUAUAAACAGGACUGAGAAUGAGGACAUGAAUUUGGUUCGUUGUGGGAAUGGUAAUAGGAAUAAAAACGAAAAUAUAAACCAGAGUGAGAAUGAGAAUACGAAUUUGAUUCGUAGUGGGAACAGUAAUAAGAAUAAAAAUGGAAAUAUAAACAUGAAUGAGAAUGAGGACAUGAAUUUGGUUCGUCUUGGAAAUGGUAAUAUGACUAAAAACGAAAAUAUAAAUCGGAGUGAGAACGAGAACACGAAUUUGGUUCGUUGUGGGAAUGGUGAUAGGAAUAAAAACGGAAAUAUAAACAGGACUGAGAAUGAGGACAUGAAUUUGGUUCGUUGUGGGAAUGGUAAUAGGAAUAAAAGCGGAAAUAUAAACCAGAGUGAGAAUGAGAAUACGAAUUUGAUUCGUGGUGGGAACGGUAAUACGAAUAAAAACGGAAAUAUAAACAUGAAUGAGAAUGAGGACAUGAAUUUGGUUCGUCUUGGAAAUGGUAAUAUGACUAAAAACGAAAAUAUAAAUCGGAGUGAGAACGAGAACACGAAUUUGCUUCGUUGUGGGAAUGCUGAUAGGAAUAAAAACGGAAAUAUAAACAGGACUGAGAAUGAGGACAUGAAUUUGGUUCGUUGUGGGAAUGGUAAUAGGAAUAAAAACGGAAAUAUAAACCGGAGUGAGAAUGAAAACACGAAUUUGGUUCGUCGUGGGAAUGGUAAUAGGAAUAAAAACAAAAAUAUAAACAUGAGUGAGAAUGAGAACACAAAUGAGAAUUCAUACGAUUUCGAUAUUUGGUUGGUAAAAGAAUUGUGA
Molecule: messenger RNA, 1023 nt
Organism: Tripterygium wilfordii
Lineage: Eukaryota; Viridiplantae; Streptophyta; Magnoliopsida; Celastrales; Celastraceae
Product: GATA zinc finger domain-containing protein 14-like
Exons: 3
Coding region: 1-1023 (340 amino acids)
Source: RefSeq, a predicted model, not a curated record